Molecule: messenger RNA, 474 nt
Organism: Penicillium olsonii
Lineage: Eukaryota; Fungi; Ascomycota; Eurotiomycetes; Eurotiales; Aspergillaceae
Source: the annotation of a GenBank genome assembly
AUGGAUACCUACAAGUUCGCUCAAGUCUUCGCCAUCUCGUCCUCCUUCUGGCUGUCAGGCGAGAUCUUUACCUAUUCCCACGGCGCAGUGCCUGCCACCUUAGAAGCCACUUCAACCUCCCAGACAUUAGCAGCCAAGCAAUGGGCUAGAUUCUACCGCCGAGGACACGCCGUUGGGCCUCCUUGCGCGUUCCUAGCAGCAGGAUCAUUCGUUUGGUGCGCCAUGACAUCACACAGCUUGCUGCACUGGGGUGCCGCGGCACUCAACGUCGGAAUUGUUCCGUGGACUCUUCUCUUCAUGGUAAAAACGAACAAGGGCAUAUUUGAGUUCGCAGACCGAAAGGAUCAAAAGAGUUCACAAGAAGAAGACUCGCGACUGACUGCCCUGUUGAACAAAUGGGCUACCCUCAACACUGUCCGUUCUUUCUUCCCAUUCUUGGGUGGUCUUAUGGGGUUGGUGGCUGCUCUGUCUUGA